Molecule: messenger RNA, 1420 nt
Organism: Dromiciops gliroides (monito del monte)
Lineage: Eukaryota; Metazoa; Chordata; Mammalia; Microbiotheria; Microbiotheriidae
Gene: THAP7
Product: THAP domain containing 7
Exons: 5
Coding region: 84-1028 (314 amino acids)
Biological process (GO): regulation of DNA-templated transcription
Cellular component (GO): nucleus
Source: RefSeq, a predicted model, not a curated record
CUCCGCCCCCUCCAGCUCGCACGCCCUAUAACGGUGGGCGCGCUCUCGCGAGACCACGUCCGCGGCGUCGCGAUGGAGGAGUCAUGCCCCGGCACUGCUCGGCCGCGGGCUGCUGCACCCGCGACACGCGCGAGACUCGGACCCGCGGGAUCUCCUUCCACAGGCUGCCCAAGAAGGACAACCCCCGGCGCGGGCUCUGGCUGGCCAACUGCCGGCGGCUGGACCCCAGCGGGCAGGGGCUCUGGGACCCCGCGUCCGAGUACAUCUACUUCUGCUCCAAGCACUUCGAGGAGAACUGCUUUGAGCUGGUGGGGAUCAGUGGGUAUCAUCGGCUGAAGGAAGGGGCUGUUCCCACCAUCUUCGAGUCCUUCUCCAAGCUGCGCCGAGCCUCCAAGCCCAAGACGCGGGGGUACCAGCCCGGCUCCCCCGAUCUUGCCCGCCUCAGAAGACGAAGGCGCCGCUGUUCUGCGGGUCGGGCGCCCCCCGCACCGGUGACCAACACCCUGGUGAAUGGCCCCACUCCUGUGGAUGUCCCCUGCUUCCCCGAGGAAGCAGCGCCCGCCCCUGAAGGCCCCACUCCUCCGGGGAGCCUGCCGGCUCUGCCUCCUUCACCAGCCCCCAGCGGCCUCGUGAGCCCAUUCUCGGACCUCCUGGAGCCCCUGGAGCCCCGUGGGGACGAAGCGAGCUGCGGGAGCCCCCCAUCCCCGGAGCGGGAGCCCUCGCCCUCGGCCGCCCGGCCCGUGUCCCCGUCGGCCUACAUGCUGCGGCUGCCCCCGCCGGCCGGCGCCUAUAUCCAGAACGAGCACAGCUACCAGGUGGGCAGCGCACUGCUGUGGAAGCGGCGGGCGGAGGCGGCCCUGGAUGCCCUGGACAAAGCCCAGCGCCAGCUGCAGGCCUGCAAGCGCCGAGAGCAGCGGCUGCGGCUACGGAUUGCACGGCUGCAGCAAGAGCGGGCACGGGAGAAGUGGGCCCAGGCGGAUGCCCGGCAGACCCUCAAGGAGCACCUGCAGGGCUUGGAGCUGCAGUGAAGGUGCCAGUCCUCACCACCCUCCCUGAGGGCCACCCUGGGAGCCUGGCUUUGGGACCCGAUGCCCAGUACAGUAGGGAGCUGUGCCAGGCCCAGCCCGAGACCAUGGUACCUCCACAGUAUUUCUGGGGGUCUUUGUGAUCUUCAUCCCCAACUCUGCUCAGCAUCUCCCUCCCUCCACAUGCUGUGUGUUCCCCUGCCUGGGCCCAGAAGGUCAGGGGCAGUGUCUGCAGCUGCGGUGCUGAAAUGCCAAGGCCGGGCACCCCAGGAGCACAUGCCCCCUCACACCUGUGGGGGUCGGGAGGGAGGAAAAACCAGCUCAAAGCCAAGGCUUUGUUCCAUUCGUUUCAUGUCAAACCGUUCCCUGAUGGCCAGUAAAGACGCUGGAGACCA